GACAGAGGUCCGGAUGGAGAAGGUGGUGAUGGACAGAGGUCUGGAUGGAGAAGGUGGUGUUGAGCAGAGGUCCGGAUGGAGAAGGUGGUGAUGGACAGAGGUCCGGAUGGAGAAGGUGGUGAUGGACAGAGGCCUGGAUGGAGAAGGUGGUGUUGAGCAGAGGCCUGGAUGGAGAAGGUGGUGAUGGACAGAGGUCCGGAUGGAGAAGGUGGUGAUGGACAGAGGUCCGGAUGGAGAAGGUGGUGUUGAGCAGAGGCCUGGAUGGAGAAGGUGGUGAUGGACAGAGGUCUGGAUGGAGAAGGUGGUGAUGGACAGAGGUCUGGAUGGAGAAGGUGGUGAUGGACAGAGGUCUGGCAUGCAUAGCAAACUGACUAGAGCAAAUGAUACAAGUUUUAUACUCCAAUACUCCAAUAUAGGCAGAGGUCUGAAUGGAGAAGGUGGUGAUGAGCAGUGCCUGGAUUGGGGGGGUGGGGGGAGCUGCUGGCUGAUGGGGUAGUGGUCUAAUUAGGGGUCGCUGAUCACUGGGCAGCUGUGAACAUAGUACCGUAAGUAAAAUCCCUUUGCUCUUUUGAAAUGGCUUAACUAGACAUUCAGUUGUAUCAGAAAAUAUAAUGGUAGAGCUGGCUGUCAGGAGCUGUUCAUUGUACAUUGUGCAUAUACGUAUUUCAUUGGACCUGCCGUUAUCAUUUUGCAGCAAAACAGCAAGGCUCUUAUCUAACAUGGACAUGUGGAGAUGGAAGAAGGGUGUGAGGGUGGUGAAUAGAAGGAAGCCAGUUAACUAGUUAAGAGGACCAUCAACGGCUUGGAAUCUAUCAGCUGUGAGGCAGCAGUUCUGCUAGGUGAAGCACAGUGGCAGCUGCUGUUCUAUUUAACAUGAAGUCGGCCCUCCUUAUCCGCGAAUUUCGCAUCCACGAAUUCACCCCAGCCACGAAAACCUAGAAGUGCUCUUCCAGCACUUGUUGUUCGAGCAUGUACAGUCUUUUUUUCUUGUCAUUAUUCACUAAAAAAUGCAGUAUAACAACUAUUUACAUAGCAUUUACAUUGUAUUAGGUAUUAUAAGUAAUCUAGAGAUGAUUUGAAGUAUACGGGAGGAUGUGCGUGAGUUAUCGUGGAUCGGAAUCAAAAAAUCGGAAGUUGUCUUACUAAGUAAGUCAGAACAGGUACAUCUGGUAUUAUUUAGCGUCAGUUAGUCAAAUGUUUGCAUUUGUAUAUAGUAUGUAUUUUACCUUUCUGUGCAUAUAUAAAACACUUAAGAAUGUAUGUUUCAGCGCCAGGCUCGGGAACAGAAGUUCCUGAGUUCGAUCCAGUGACAGACCGCUCCGGAGUGCGCUCUCCACCGUGCCAGGUUGAUGUGGAGGAUCAAAAACCCAAAACCCAAUAAUUAAACCACUGUGUUGCUUAGUAAUAAUUGGAGUUUUCAUCGGAGCAGAGCUUUUCUUACUUUAUCCUUUAAAAUUGUUCCGAUUGUUGACCAACGUAACUUAACGCUUUUCCAAUGACCGAUGGCGUUUCACCUCUUUCCGAUUGCUUUAUUAUUUUCACUUUAUUUUCACUCGUUAUCGUGAUUAUUUUCGUGAACAGAAACACUGCGGAUUCAGAUCUCUGCCGCUGGGUCCUAAUGUCCACUGCACCGACACAGGAUAAAUAAGUUCUUGGGUUCCGCUGGGUCCUAAGGUCCACCGUAUUGAGACAGAUUGAAUAAGGGACUUGAGCAUUCGCGAAUUUUGGUAUCCACGAGGGGUCCGGGAACCAAUCCCUCGCGGAUUAAGGAGGGACGACUGUACAGCACGGUAACUCCUGCUAGUGGACCUGUUGCAAUACGGCUUCAGUGAGCUGGAUGCAGUCCUCACCUCCAGCCCUGUGCCUGUUAAGUGUUGACCUGUGACUGCCAAUAUUGGCUACAGGUGCUUCAGGUUCCUCCCAGAUCCCAGCGACAUGCAGGAUAAUUCUAGUGUAGCUUUGGGUGGGUGCAGGAGGUUGAUUAAAAAAAUUGGAAGAAUAAAUUGUGGAGGGUUCAUGUGAAUGGAUGCUUAAAGGUUAGUAUAAGCCUGAUGAGCGGAAGGGCCUGUUUCUGUGCUGUAUGAUUCUACAAUAUAAAAUAAAUCAAUUAGUUUAAAACUUCACACACUCCGGAUCUUUUCAAUUCUUUCAGGUUCCCUGGCCCCUGUCAUCUUAUUUUAAUAUGCAUGUCCAGACCCUAUACACCGCCACCCCCCUCCAGGAGGGCAACAAAGCUCUCAGUUUUUUUCUGGACACCAGACCCAGUCAGUUCCCUGCCACCACCACUCUCCUCUGCCUAGCAGAACUUGUCCUCACUCUAAAUAAUUUCUUCUUUGGCUCCUCCCAUUUCCUUCAAUGAAAAAAUGUAGCCAUGGGCACUCACAUGGGUCCCAGCUGCCUGCCUGCCUGUUGGCUACGAGGAACAGUCUGUUGCAAGCCUACGCUGGUGAUCAUCCCACACUUUUCCUAUACUACAUCGACAACUGCAUUGGUGCUGCUUCCUGCACCCAUGCAGAAUUUGUUGACUUCAUCUACCUUGCCUCCAACUUCCAUCCUGCCUUCAAAUUCACCUGGUCCAUUUCUCACCUCCCUUUUCUCAACUCCUCUGUCUCCGCUGCAUCUGCUGCCAGGAUAUCCUCCUUCAAGGAAAGGGGCUUCCCUUCUUCCACCAUCAACACCGCCCUCGGUCACAUUUCUUCCAUUUCACGCACGCCUGCUCUCACCGCAUUCUGCUGCCACCUUACCAGGGAUAGGGCUCCUCUUGUCCUCACCUACCACCCCACCAGUCUCCAUAUCCAGCCAUCUCCAAUGGGACCCCACCACUGAGCACAUCUUUCCCUCCUCCUCACUUGCUGCCCUCCACAGGGAUUGUUUCCUAUGCGAUUCCCUUGUCCAUUCGUCCCUCCCCUCUGAUCUCCCUCCUGGCACUUAUCCUUGCAGGUGGAACAAGUGCUAUACCUGCCCCAACACCACCACCAUCCCCCCCCCCCCCCACUACCAUUCAGGGCCCUAAACAGUCCUUCCAGGUGAGGUAACACUUCACCUGUGAGUCCGUUGGGGCCAUGUACUGUGUCUGGUGAAACAUAGAGCACAUUACAGGCACUUCAGCCCACAAUUUUGUGCCAACCAUGUAACCUACUCCAGAAGCUGUCUAGAAUUUCUCUACUGCAUAGCCCUCUAUUUUUCUAAACUCCAUGUACCUUUCUAAGAGUCUCUUAAAAGACCCUAUUGUAUCCAUCUCUACCACUUUCACUGGCAGUGCAUUCCACACACCCACCACUAUGUGUGGGAAAUUUACUUCUGACAUCCCCAUUAUACAUACUUCCAACACCUUAAAACUAUGCUCCCUCAUGUUAGCCAUCUCAGCCCUGGGAAAAAGCCUCUGGCUAUCCACACAAUUAGUGUCUCUCAUCAUCUUAUACAUUUCUGUCAGGUCACCUCUCAUCCUCCAUCACUCCAAGGAGAAAAGGCCAAGUUCACUUGACCUAUUCUCGUAAGGCUUGCGCUCCAAUCCAAGUAACACCCUGCCAAAUCUCCUCUGACUCUUUCUAUAGUAUCCACAUCCUUCCUGUAAUGAGGUGACCAGAACUGAAUACAGUACUCCAAGUGGGGUCUAACUAAGGUCUUGCAUAUCUGUAACAUUACCUCACGGCUCUUGAACUCAGUUCCAUGGUUGAUGAAGGCUGUCACACCAUUCACCUUCUUAAUAACACUGUCAACCUGUGUAGCAGCUUUGAGUAUCCAAUAGACAUGGAACCCAAGAUCUCACUGAUCCCUCACACUGUCAAGAGUCUUAUCAUUAAUAUUAUUUUCUGUCUUCAAAUUUGACCUACUGAAAUGAACCACUUCACUUCACACUUAUCUGGAUUGAACUCCAUCUGCCACUUCUCAGCCCAGUUCUGCAUCCUAUCGAUGUCCCCCUGUAACCUCUGACAGCCCUCCAGACUAUCCACAACACCUCCAACCUUUGUGUCAUCAGCAAACUUACUACUUCUUCAUCCAGAUCAUUGUGAUUUUUAUAAGAGAGGAGGGACCCCAGAGCAGAUCCCUGCGGAACACCGCUGGUCACCAUUCUCCAUGCAGUAUACAAACUGUCCACAACCAGCCUUUGCCUUCCAUGGCCAAGCCAAUUCUGGAUCCACAAAACAAGGUCUCCUUGGAUCCCAUGCCUCAUUACUUUCUGAAUGAACCUUGCAUGGGGAACCUUAUCAAAUACCUAACAAAUCCAUAUACACUACAUCAACUGCUUUACCUUCAUCAAUGCGUUUUGUUACAUCCUCAAAGGAUUCAAUCAGAUUCGUAAGACAUAACCUGCUCUUGACAAAGCCAUGCUGAUGAUCCCUGAUCAGCUUAUGCCUCUCCAAAUGCUCAUAAAUCCUGCCUCUCAGGAUCUUCUCCAACAACUUGCCCACCACUGAAGUAAAACUCACUGGCCUAUAAUUUCCUCGGUUAUCUCUACUCCCUUUCUUGAACAAGGGAACAACAUUUGCAACCUUCCAAUCCUCUGGUACAUCUUCUGCCCCUAUUAAUGAUGCAAAGAUUAUCGCCAAAGGCUCAGCAAUCUCCUCCCUCGCUUCCCACAGUAGUCCAGUCCUGGUGACUUAUCUAACUUAAUACCUUUCAAAACCUUCAGCACGUCCCCUUUCUUAAUGUCUGUACACUCAAGCAUUUCAGUCCACUGUAUGUUAUCCCUGCAAUUACUAAAGCCCUUUUCACUGGUGAAUACUAAAGCAAAGUAUUCAUUAAGUACUACCUCCUCCAGCUCUAUGCACUUUUUCGUUCUCACUCACAAUUUGUCCUAUUCUCACAUGGCUCGUCCUCUUGCUCUUCACAUACUUGUAAAAUGCCUUGGGGUUUACCUCAGUGCUGCUCGCCAAGGCCUUCUCAUGGACCCUUGUAGCCCUCCUAAUUUUAUUCUUGAGCUCCUUCCUGGCACUUUUAUAAUUUUCUAGAGCUCCAACAGUACUUAGUUUCUUGAACCUUUCAUAAGCUUUUCUUCUUAACUAAAUUUUCUACAUCAUUUGUACACCAUGGUUCUUUUACCUUACAUUCCUUUCCCUGCCUCAAUGGUACAUACAUCCUAUGCAGAAUGCCAUGCAAAUGUUCCCCACUUCCUGCCUAAUGGCAUCAUAUUUUCCUCUACCCCAAUUAAAUGUUUUUCCCAAAUUGUCUGCCCCUACCCCCACUCCAGUGCUGUGGUAAAGGAGAUAGAGUUGUGAUCACUACCUCCAAAAUGCUCUCCCACCGAGAGAUCUGACACCUGACCAGGUUCACUACCCAAUACCAGAUCAAGUACAGCCUCUCCUCUAGUUGGCUAAUCGAUAUAUUGCAUCAGGAAACCAAACUGAACAUGCGUAACAAACUCCACCCAAUCCAAACUCCUUGCCCUAAGGAGAUGUCAGUCAAUUUUAGGAAAGUUAAAAUCACCCAUCACAACAACCCUUUUAUUAUUGCACUGUUCCAGAAUCUGCCUCCCUAUCUGCUCUUUGAUGUCCCUGUUACUAUUUGGAGGGCCCCCUUUCCUGUUUCUGACUUCCACCCACACUGACUCAGUGGGCAAUCCCUCCAUGACUUCCUCCUUUUCUGCAGCUGUGAUACUACCCCUGAUUAGUAGUGCCACUGCCCCACCUCUUUUGCCUCCCUCCCUUUCCUUUUUAAAACAUCUAAAGGCCAGCACACUCGCUCAGCAGCCAUUCCUGCCCGAGUCUUCCAAGUCUCUGUAAUGGCCACAACAUCAUAGUUCCCAAUGUGGCCUCCUGUAUAACAGUGAGACACGAUGUAGAUUGGGAGACCGCUUCGCUGAUCACCUACGCUCGUCUGCUGGAUAAAGUGGAAUCUCUCAGUGACCACCCAUUUUAAUUCCACUUCCCAUUCCCAUUCCUGUAUGUCUAUCCAUGGCCUCCUCCACUGUCGUAACGAGGCCACUCUCAGGUUGGAAGAACACCACCUCUGGGUAGCCUCCACCCUGAUGGUAUGAACAUUGAUUUCUGGAACUUCCAGUGAUGCUCUUCCUACCCCCCUUCACCAUUUGCCAUCCCAUUUUCCCUCUCUCACCGUAUCUCCUUGCCCGCCUAUCACCUCCCUCUGGUGUUCCUCCCCCUUUUCUUUCUUCUGUGGCCCACCAUCCUCUUCUAUCAGACUCUCCCUUUUCCAACCAUGUAUCUCUUUCACCAAUCAACUUCCCAGCUCUUUACUUCACUCCUCUCCCUGCAGGCUUUAUCUAUCAUCUAGUGUUUCUCUCUCCCUACCCCUCCCCCCACCUUUUAAAUCUACUCCUCAGCUUUUUCCUCCAAUCCUGCCGAAGGGUUUUGGCCCGAAAUGUCAACUGUACUCUUUUCCAUAGAUGCUGCCUGGCCUGCUGAGCUCCUCAAACAGAGUCUGUCCAGAGUUCAGUACAGAGCAGAGCAGAGCAGUGAGCUGGACUGGCCCGACCCUCGCCUCUGGUCCCAACACCCUGACCCUUUCAAUCUGGCCCGGAGCCCAAAUUGUCAUCCAAGCAUCAGGUUUAGUCACAUCGAUGCGCUCUGGGACCUGGACCCUGACCCCAAGUCCAGUGGGAAGUUGCACACUACUGCUUGCGAUGAUUGUUUGCUGGAAAAAGAGCAAUUAGCAAAGUUCUUAGUUCUUUUCAUUGUUGUUGGCACCAAUAUGUACCACGCCUUCUGACUGUUCACCCUCCCCCUUUAGAAUGCUGUGGAUCUGGUCAUCUGCUGUGUGAUCAUUGCAUCUGGGAGACAACAUGCCAUCCGUUGUUUCUUUCAUGCCCACAGAAUCCCUUGUAACAACUGAAUCCCCUGUCACUGUUGCAUUUCUCUUCUUCCCCACCCCACCAACUUCCCCGGUAGAUCAUUUCUCUUGCAACGCAUCCGCCCCCCCCCCUGCCGCCAGUAUCCAGAGUGGUACACUUAUUAUUGAGGGGAACAUCGACAGGGGUACUCUGAACUGGCCCCUUUCCUUCUCCUGACAGCCACCCAGGUACCUGUCUCCUGCAACUUAGAGGUGACUACCUCCCUGUAACUACCUGUCGCCUCCUCAUUCUCCCAUAUGAGCCGAAGGUCAUCCAGGUGCAGCUCCUGUCCCUUAACACAGUCUCUAAGGAGCUACAGCUCGAUGCACUUCAUGCAGAUAUAUUUGUCAGAGAGCCUAGAGUUGCCACAUCUCAUGCAAAGGACAUGCCACUAACCCUGGAUCCAUUCUCAACACACUAGCUAUGUACUAUUAAACAAUGGAGAAAAAAAAGUUUAGAAGGUACUUCAUAAUCAGCAUGAAAUGGUGGGCUGAACAUUCAAUAAGCAGUUCAUUCUCAAAGGGAGUCAAACUUGGCACUGCCUUUGAAAUAUUGAAUCAAGUCGUUAGUGUUUCUCAUAAAGAAAUAAAACUGGGUAGACCAGCUGAUUUCAGCCUGGGACAUGGUUUGGAUGUUGCAAAUGCACACCUAGUCCAGCUGACCUCAAUCGUGAGGUAAUCACCACAGCUUGACAUUGAUAUCGUCAUUGAAUCUGAUCUUUCAUCCAGCCUUCCACUCUGAUCCAACAAGUUCCCUGGCAUAUCUUGUCAUUUUUUUCUUCUUCGACAGUUUAACGGGGGCACGACUGCGCAAACGCGUGUUAGUCAGACCGUGAGGCAGGGGGAGUAUUUAAAGAGAGCAGUUUGCCGGAGCGGGCGACAGAGUAGUGGGAGACAGAGUAGGAAGGCUUUGUCUCGAGAGGCUUCAGCGAGCAGAGGCUGAGGACGAGCUUCACUCCAAAGGAGAACGUUUCAAAAGUUGAGGCAACAUAUUGGGUAGGUCGUGGCAGCUGAGAUCGGCCCUGUGGUUUGUUCAUCCUGCAGUAUGUGGGAAAUCAGGGAUACUUCCAGUGUCCCUGACGACUGUGUGCAGGAAGUGUGUCCAGCUGCAGCUUCUGGCAGACCGCAUUGAGCAUCUGGAGCUGCGAUUGGAUUCAUACUGGAGCAUCCGCAAUGCUGAGAAAGUCGUGAAUAGCACAUUCAGUGAGUUGGCUACACCGCAGGUAGAAAGGGAAGGGGUGGCCACGAGACAGCGUAGCAGUAGACAGGUAGUGCAGGAGUCCCCUGAGGUCCUCUCCCUCCUAAACAGAUAUACUGUUUUGGAUACUGUUGGGGGAGAUGUCUCAUCAGGGGAAGGUAGCAGCAGCGAGUUCAUUGCACCAGGGUGGCUCUGCGGCACAGGAGGGAAGGAAAAGGAGUGGGAGAGCUCUAGUGAUAGGGGAUUCAAUUGUAAGGGCAAUAGAUAGGCGUUUCUGCGGCUGCAACUGAGACUGCAGGUUGGUAUGUUGCCUCCCUGGUGCAAGGGUCAAAGAUGUCUCUGAGCAGGGGCAGGACAUUCUGGAAUGGGAGGGUGAAUAGCCAGUGGUCAUGGCACAUAGGUACCAAUGAUAUAGGUAAAAAAUGAGAUGAGGUCCUACAAGGUGAAUUUAGGGAGUUAGGAGAUAAACUAAAAAGUAGAACCACAAAGGUAAUAAUCUCUGGAUUACUACUAGUGCCAUGUGCUAGUCAGAGUAGAAAUAGGAGGAUAUCAAAUUUCUGGGGCAUUGGAACCAGUCCUGGGGGAGGUGGGACCGGUAUAAACAGAACGGUCUGCACCUGGGCUGGACUGGAACCAAUGUCCUAGGGGGAGUGUUUGCUACUGCUGUUCAGGAGGAUUUAAACUAAUGUGGCAGGGGGGUGGGAACAAGUGCAGAGAGACAGAGGGGUGUAAAAUGAGGGUAGAAGCAAAAAGGUGAAAAGUAAAAGUGGCUGGCAGGCAGGCAAAUCCAGGGCAAAAAUCAAAAAGGGCCACUUUUCAACAUAAUUGUAUAAGGGCUAAGAGUGUUGUAAAAACAAGCCUGAAGGCUUUGUGUGUCAAUGCGAGGAGCAUUCGUAACAAGGUGGAUGAAUUGAAUGUGCAGAUAGUUAUUAAUGAAUAUGAUAUAGUUGGGAUCACAGAGACAUGGCUCCAGGGUGACCAAGAAUGGGAGCUCAACAUCCAGGGAUAUUCGAUAUUCAGGAGAGAUAGACAGGAAAGAAAAGGAGGUGGGGUAGCGUUGUUUGUUAGAGAGCAGAUUAACACAAUAGAAAGGAAGGACAUUAGCCUGGAGGAUGUGGAAUCGAUAUGGGUAGAGCUGCAUAACACUAAGGGGCAGAAAACGCUGGUGGGAGUUAUGUACAGGCCACCUAACAGUAGUAGUGAGGUUGGAGAUGGCAUUAAACAGGAAAUUAGAAAUGCGUGCAAUAAAGGAACAGUAGUUAUAAUGGGUGACUUCAAUCUACAUAUAAAUUGGGUGAACCAGUUGGUAAGGGUGCUGAGGAAGAGGAUUUCUUGGAAUGUAUGCGGGAUGGUUUUCUGAACCAGCAUGUCAAGGAACCAACUAGAGAGCAGGCCAUUCUAGAUUGGGUAUUGAGCAAUGAGGAAGUGUUAGUUAGCAAUCUCGUCGUGCGAGGCCCCUUGGGUAAGAGUGACCAUAAUAUGGUGGAAUUCUUCAUUAAGAUGGAGAGUGACAUAGUUAAUUCAGAAACAAAGGUUCUGAACUUAAAGAAGGGCAACUUUGAAGGUAUGAGACGUAAAUUAGCUAAGAUAGACUGGCAAAUGUUACUUAAAGGGUUGACAAUGGAUAUGCAAUGGCAAGCAUUUAAAGAUUGCAUGGAUGAACUACAACAUUUGUUCAUCCCAGUUUGUCAAAAGAAUAAACCAGGGAAGGUAGUGCACCCGUGGCUGACAAGGGAAAUUAGGGAUAGUAUCAAGACCAAAGAAGAAACAUACAAAUUAGCCAGAAAAAGUGGGACACCUGAGGACUGGGAGAAAUUCAGAGACCAGCAGAGGAGGACAAAGGGCUUAAUUAGGAAAGGGAAAAAAGGUUAUGAGAGAAAGCUGGCAGGGAACAUAAAAUCUGACGGUAAAAGCUUUUAUAGAUAUGUGAAAAGAAAAAGAUUGGUCAAGACAAAUGUAGGUCCUUUACAGUCAGAAACAGGUGAAUUGAUCAUGGGGAACAAGGACAUGGCAGACCAAUUGAAUAACUACUUUGGUUUUGUCUUCACUAAGGAGGACAUAACUAAUCUUCUGGAAAUAGUAGGGGACCGAGGGUCUAGUGAGAUGGAGGAACUGAGGGAAAUACAUGUUAGUAGGGAAGUGGUGUUAGGUAAAUUGAAGGGAUUAAAGGCAGAUAAAUCCCCAGGACCAGAUGGUCUGCAUCCCAGAGUGCUUAAGGAAGUAGCAUUAGUGAUAAUUUUUCAAAACUCUUUAGAUUCUGGAUUAGUUCCUGAGGAUUGGAGGGUGGCUAAUGUAACCCCACUUUUUAAAAAAGGAGGGAGAGAAAAACCAGGGAAUUCUAGACCGGUUAGCCUGCCAUCGGUGGUGGGGAAAAUGCUAGAGUCGGUUAUCAAAGAUGUGAUAACAGCACAUUUGGAAAGUGGUGAAAUCAUCAGACAAAGUCAGCAUGGAUUUGUGAAAGGAAAAUCAUGUCUGACAAAUCUUACAGAAUUUUUUGAAGAUGUAACUAGUAGAGUGGAUAGGGGAGAACCAGUGGAUGUGGUAUAUUUGAAUUUUCAAAAGGCUUUUGACAAGGUCCCACACAGGAGAUUAGUGUGCAAACUUAAAGCACACGGUAUUGGGGGUAUGGUAUUGAUGUGGAUAGAGAAUUGGUUGGCAAGCAGGAAGUAAAGAGUGGGAAUAAAUGGGACCUUUUCAGAAUGGCAGGCAGUGACUAGUGGGGUACUGCAAGGUUCAGUGCUGGGAUCCCAGUUGUUUACAAUAUAUAUUAAUGAUUUAGACAAGGGAAUUAAAUGCAGCAUCUCCAAGUUUGCAGAUGACAUGAAGCUGGGCGGCAGUGUUACCUGUGAGGAGGAUGCUAAGAGGAUGCAGGGUGACUUGGAUAGGUUAGGUGGGUGGACAAUUUCAUGGCAUAUGCAAUUUAAUGUGGAUAAAUGUGAGUUUAUCCACUUUGGUUGCAAGAACAGGAAAACAGACUAUUAUCUGAACGGUAGCUGAUUAGGAAAAGGGAAGGUGCAACGAGAUCUGGGUGUCAUUGUGCACCAGUCAUUGAAAGUGGGCAUGCAGGUACAGCAGGCGGUGAAAAAGGUGAAUGGUAUGUUGGCAUUCAUAGCAAGAGGAUUCAAGUACAGGAGCAGGGAGGUUCUACUGCAGUUGUACAAGGCCUUGGUGAGACCACACCUGGCAUAUUGUGUGCAGUUUUGGUCCCCUAAUCUGAGGAAAGACAUUCUUGCCAUAGAGGGAGUACAAAGAAGGUUCACCAGAUUGAUUCCUGGGAUGGCAGGACUUUCAUAUGAAGAAAGACUGGAUCAACUAGGCUGAUACUCGCUGGAAUUUAGAAGAUUGAGGGGGGAUCUUAUUGAAACAUAUAAAAUUCUAAAGGGAUUGGACAGGCUAGAUACAGGAAGAGUGUUCCCGAUGUUGGGGAAGUCCAGAUCAAGGGGUCACAGGUUAAGGAUAAAGGGGAAGUCUUUUAGGACCGAGAUGAGGAAAAACUUCUUCACACAGAGAGUGGUGAAUCUGUGGAAUUCUCUGCCACAGGAAACAGUUGAGGCCGGUUCAUUGGCUAUAUUUAAGAGGAAGUUAGAUAUGGCCCUUAUGGCUAAAGGGAUCAGGGGUAUGGAGAGAAAACAGAUACAAGGUUCUGAGUUGGAUGAUCAACCAUGAUCGUACUGAAUGGUGGUGCAGGCUCGAAGGGCCGAAUGACCUACUCCUGCGCCUAUUUUCUAUGUUUCUAUAAAGCCCACUAGAGGCUUUACACAUUGGCCCUAGGAAACUUCAGCACUGUGUAAUGAUUGAAAUACGGGCAAGGAUUUCUCCGUUACUACCAAUAGUUAUAACUCAGUUGAUGAAUUAGUACUCCAGCUAUCUUGACCACCACCUAGUAAAAGUGAUCAGAGCAGUAACCAUAAAGAGUAUACUUUAGAGGGAAUAUUUUCAUCACCAAGGGUUCUGAAGACCAUUAGGAUGAGGACUGUUAGUUUGAGAAACAUCUUCUCCCCCCACCCGCCCCAAACCAGGCCAUGAGACUACUGAACACCCUGCCACCAGCAAGGUCUUGUCAUGAAUGAAGUGCCGGCAGCGUUGUACUGCUUACUUUUUACUUGUGUCGUAAAUGCCCCUUUUGCUAAAUAUCCAUCUUCUGGAAUAUACUUUAUAAUAUGUAAUUUAUUUCUGGUAAUAUUACUGUGUGUUGUGUGUGAGUUAUAUGCACUGUGUUGUGCACCUUAGUCCUGAGGAACAUUGUUUCAUUUUGUGAUAUACAUGUAUAUGAUUGAAUGACAAUAAACUUGAAGUAGUAGACUUGGUCUGUGGCAGGUGGUGAAAUAACCAACUUGAGGGGAAAAUCUACUAGAUACUGUAUUUAAAAGUUCCAUUUUUGCAGAAAUGCUUGCCUGUUUAUAUAAAAGACCUAACUACAGCCCAUCUUCACACCAAAUAUGCCAAAUGAGUUACAUGCUGAAAAGAUCUAGCACCUCAACACUUGUCAUCCAUUAACAGCAGCAGAAUUGUAUUCCAUCAACCCAUGGGAUUCCAUUACUCUUAUUCGGCCACUAUUGAGCCAGAGGAUCAAAUCUGUAGAAAGCAUGCCAGUGAUAUUGCAGGCUUACCUAAAAACUUGAUCAUGCUAAUGUUAUUAUUCCAAAAAAAAGAAUGUGGAUUUCAUAGCCAGAAUUGUAACUAUUAGAAUAUGUGGUUUUAUUUUCUCUGCAUAAACUCUAUUCACCAUUCACUUGAUUUUUCUUUGAUAUUUAUA
Molecule: messenger RNA, 12740 nt
Organism: Hypanus sabinus (Atlantic stingray)
Lineage: Eukaryota; Metazoa; Chordata; Chondrichthyes; Myliobatiformes; Dasyatidae
Exons: 2
Coding region: 9326-10654 (442 amino acids)
Source: RefSeq, a predicted model, not a curated record